Molecule: messenger RNA, 7869 nt
Organism: Xenopus tropicalis (tropical clawed frog)
Lineage: Eukaryota; Metazoa; Chordata; Amphibia; Anura; Pipidae
Gene: dennd4c
Product: DENN domain containing 4C
Exons: 33
Coding region: 225-6098 (1957 amino acids)
Cellular component (GO): cytosol
Molecular function (GO): guanyl-nucleotide exchange factor activity
Source: RefSeq, a predicted model, not a curated record
CGAGCUACCAUUGGGGGGCAGCAAGGAGGAAAAUCCCGGAAGUAUCCUGCUUCUAGCCAGUGACGAUCAUGGCGCUAGAGGCACCGUUCCCUGCUGUGGUGUCGGUAUCUGGGACUCUUUUGCAUCACUAACUCUGGCUUGUAGGUUGUUUUGAAAGUGAUCGUUCAAGUGCGAGUAACAUCUUUUCAAUUUGUGACGUUUCCGCUCAGCGCUUCCUUCCAGACAUGAUGGAAGACAAAGGGCCUCGGGUAGCAGACUACUUUGUUGUGGCAGGACUGACAGACACCUUCAAGCUAUUAGAUCAUGACAUGGGUCGGAUAGAAACUAAGACAUUAGGUCCCAAAGCUCCAAUCACUGAUAUUGCUGUUAUCAACAAGACAGCUGGAGAGACCGUGCCAGAGGGCUACACAUGUAUUGAAAUCACACAAAGUGGGUUGCAGGCAAAUCUGAACCAUGGAAGCUUAAAGAGUCCAGAAAUGUUUAUCUGUUACAGACGAGAAAAAGGGAAACCUCCACUAACAGACAUUGGUGUGUUAUAUGAAGGAAAAGAACACCUAUUGAAAGGCUGUGAGGUUAUCCAGGCUACACCAUAUGGACGCUGCGCAAAUGUCAAUAACAGCUCGGGUACCUCCAUGAGGAUAUUUCUAACUUACCGACGAUCUUUACCUGUUCGCCUUCAGAACUCCUUGGCAGUAACUGACAUAUGUAUAAUCAUCAGUAAUAAAGGAGAGACACCACCCCAUACCUUCUGUAAGGUGGACAAAAACCUCAACUGUGGAAUGUGGGGAUCCAAUGUUUUCCUGUGUUAUAAGAAGUCUGUCCCUGCAUCUAACUCAAUUCCUUAUAAAGCUGGUUUGAUUUUCAGAUAUCCAGAGGAGGAUAACGAGUCAUUUCCUCUAUCAGAGUCCGUGCCACUCUUUUGCCUUCCCAUGGGAGCCACUAUUGAAUGCUGGGACCCUCAAAUCCGACAUCCUCUCCCUGUUUUCUCUACUUUUGUAUUGACAGGUUCCACAGCUGAAAAGGUUUAUGGUGCUGCUAUUCAGUUCUAUGAGACUUACCCACGUGAAAUGUUGUCUGAGAAGCAGAUGAUUCAGUUAGGACUGAUCACAGCUGUGGAGAAGAAAGUGCUCACCUACAAAAAUAUUAACUCCAAGAAGUGCAUAUGUUUGCUUUCUCACUGGCCUUUCUUUGAGACCUUCCGCAAGUUUCUUAUGUUCAUCUACAAGCUGUCUGUGUCUGGCCCUCAUACCCUUCCUAUUGAAAAGCACAUAUCGCACUUUAUGCACAAUGUUCCCUUCCCAUCACCACAGAGGCCAAGAAUUCUUGUUCAGCUCUCUGCUCAUGAUGCCUUAGUUCUGUCCCAGCCAGUAGCAACACCAAUGCCUCUAAGUGGAGCAAAUUUUAGUACACUGCUUAUGAAUCUUGGACCAGAAAACUGUGCUUCUUUGCUGUUGUUCGUACUGCUAGAAUGCAAGAUUCUCCUUCACUCCCUCAGGCCAGCAGUGCUGACUGGAGUUGCUGAGGCUGUAGUAGCUAUGAUUUUCCCUUUCCAGUGGCAGUGCCCUUACAUCCCCCUGUGCCCACUGUCUCUCGCGGAUGUGCUUAGUGCACCUAUUCCCUUUAUUGUGGGAGUGGAUUCUCGAUACUUUGAUUUGUAUGACCCGCCUCAGGAUGUUGUUUGCAUCGACUUGGACACAAGCAUGGUUUACACGUCUGAAGACAAGAGGAAUUUAAGCUGGAAACAGCUUCCCAAGAAACCAGUGAAAAACCUUAUUGGCGUCUUAAAAAAGCUUUACCCACGACUCUCUUCAGUUCACCAAAAGUCUCCAGAAGAGUCUGCUGUGCUGAUGGCCCCAAUUGAGGCAGACUUCUCAUGGCAAAAGAAAACAACAGAUUUGGAGAUGGAAAUUCAAGAGGCAUUUCUACGGUUCAUGGCAUCCAUACUCAAAGGUUAUAGGGCUUACUUGAAACCCAUAACUCAAGCACCAUCCAACAAAGCUACUGCUGCAGAUUCACUGUUUGACCGUCAAGGGUUUUUGAAAAGUAGGGAUCGUGCACACAUAAAAUUCUACACUUCACUGACAAAAACCCAGAUUUUCAUCCGCUUCAUUGAAGAGUGCAGCUUUGUCAGUGAUAAGGACACCAGCCUGGCCUUCUUUGAUGACUGCAUUGAUAAGUUGUUUCCUGAUAAAGGAGUGGAGAGAGGUGAUAAGGGGGAUCUGGAGUUUCCAGAAGACACUCGUCUGAUUGAGCUAGAUGACUCACAGAAGAGCGAGCACACUGUGUUUAUAAUGCCACCUGAGCCUCUGCCGGAAGAUGGACCUGACCCUCACCCAAGAUAUAGCUACAAAAACUUUCCAAGACUAGACUACGCUCUUUUUGACCGAAUACGUGAUCAAUAUCUUACUUUCAAUGGGAAUACUAAGAGUAGCAGAGCAGCAAGCAGCCCCACAUUUAUUGCAAAAAGGACAAAACAGGAAAUCAAAACGGCUCACAAGUUAGCUAGAAAAUAUUUUAGCAACGAUCCUGCUUGGGGCAAAUGUCUCUUCAGCCAGUGCUUCAGUUUGUGGUUUAUUUGCCUGCCUGUUUAUGUUAAGGUAUCACAUUCAAAAGCACGUGCACUUCAGAAGGCUUAUGAUGUGCUGGUUAAGAUGAGGAAAACUGAUGUAGAUCCAUUGGAUGAGGUGUGUUACAGAGUGGUAAUGCAACUGUGUGGCAUUUGGGAGAACCCUGCUCUGGCAGUGAGAGUAUUAUUUGAGAUGAAAAACGCUGGGAUACAGCCAAAUGCAAUUACCUAUGGUUACUAUAAUAAGGUUGUGUUGGUCAGCCCAUGGCCAAGCAGUAAUCGCAGUGGAAACUUCCUAUGGACAAAAGUGCGCAAUGUGGUGUUUGGUUUGGCUCAGUUCCGAAGGGCAACGAAGAAGCCACAGACAUCUUCCGAGUCCUCUUCGGCAUCAGCGCUUCCAAGUGCUGCACAUGCAAAUGAUGGCAAUGCUGUGAGCCGACAAAAAGUGGAUAAUUAUAACGAUUCUAACUCUGGGGAGCACACCCUUUUCGUGCGCGAUCUAAUCAGAACUGAUUCCACUGAUAACCAUUCUAGCACAGAGAGUCCAUCUAAAAAUGGCUCCAAAGACAAGGUCGAGACAGAUGAUGCUCAGAGUGGUUCUGAUCAGAAAAACAAAGCAGAAACAGACGCUAAAGCAAAGCAGAAACACACACCAGACUGUGAUGAGCCUUCACUUUCCUCUAUGGAUCCAACAGUAUCUAGUGAAGGACAUCCAGAAAAAUUACAUUCAACCUCUGAGGUUCCAAAUCCUCCUGAAUCACCUCCUUGUGCAAGUAGCAUUGUUAAAGUACCUUCUGGAAUUUUUGACAGCACAGGAAGGAAAAGCAGUACCGGAGGUGGAACUGGACCAUUAUCCCCGGUUUCAGAUGUUGGGGAAGACCAUGUGUUUUCCAGCGAAGGUCAAAACAAGAAGUCCAGUGAGAGAGCUCAAAAGAGGCAGAAAAUGUUUGCUGAGCGAAGCUGUAGUUUCAGCGCAGAGAGCCGAGCUGGUAUGCUACUAAAGAAAGGCAGUCUUGACCUAACCACUAAUGAAAUUGCCAUAAAGAUGGGAGCGGAUGCAAAAAUACUUACUGCAGCUCUUUCAAAGACACCACCACCCCAGCAUGCUAAGAAUGAAUUCUGCUUUGAAAGUAUAGGUGAACAGUCUGUCUGUCAGACAUCUGAUAGCACAGCUUGUGAACAAGAUGAAAAACCUGACACAGAGACUGAGGAGCUAACAGCCUCACGACUGCAGGGGCCAUCUGAUCAGUUAGAUACGGUGAAAGAGGAAAGCACAGUGGAUGCUGGGGACUCUGUUAUAGGCACAGUGAAAGACAGCGUUGCUCUCAGGGAUACUCCUAAACUUAUAAGUGAACUUAAUAAAAGGCAUAGUUUUUAUGGCCUCACUAAAUCCGUAGAAAGAGAAGGGGUAGAAAAGGGUCUUGACCCUCUAUCUUUAAUGGCUUCACAGACAGUGGAGAAAGAGCCAUCACCAUCUGAGGAAAAGCACAUUUCCCCUGUUGUGGCACGUAAUCUGGCCGAUGAGAUUGAAAGUUACAUGAACCUGAAAAGUCCUCUUGGCUCCAAGUCUUCAAGUAUGGAGCUAGGAGGACAGGAGUGCAAUGCAAGGGAAUCUGGGAACCACAGCCAAGCUGGCCUGGAGCGGCGCUCUAGCUUACCCGUAGACUCUUUUCCUCCAUCAGAAGUGCAGAGUGAAAACCAGAAGAACUCAGCUGUAUCCAGAUCCAAGACUUUUACUAGCAGUCCAAAGCAUCACCUACGCAACCAAAAGGAACGAUCAGUUUCACUCACUGCCCUUGUCCGCAGCUCCCCACAUGGCUCUUUGGGUUCGAUGGUUAACUCCUUUCCUGGGCUAAAAUUUGACAACCUUCUGACAGGACCUAAAAUGGAUGUGCUGAAAUCAGGCAUGAAGCAGGCAGCCACUGUAGCAAGUAAAGUUUGGGGGGCUGUUGCAUCCGCUUAUAGCUACUCUGAUGAUGAGGAGGAAAGUCAAAGUCAGAGAGGUCAGUCUAACUUUCCUGUAAGACCUCAAGAGUCUGGUGUUGGUGACAAUCUUUCCUUCAAGAUGCCUUCAAAUGGACUUUCUGGCAAUGAGCUGACACAGAGCAAUACCAGCUUAGGCAGCAGCAGCAGUGGAGACACAAGCAAGCACAGCUACUUAAAUGAAUCUGUACAGGGGAAAGCAUCAAAGGUUCUAGAGUCUGAAAAAUCAGAGCAAGGAUCCUCUCACAGCACCAGCUUGUCAAGCAUAUUUCAGAACUGGGCAAUGGAGGUCUUGAUGUCUAGUUGCUCUCAGUGCCGAGGUUGUGAUGCACUUGUGUAUGAUGAAGAGAUAAUGGCUGGAUGGACUUUUGAUGACUCAAACUUAAAUACUACUUGUCCCUUUUGUAAAAGACCCUUUUUACCACUUCUUAAUAUUGAGUUUAAAGACCUUCGUGGUACUGCAAGCUUUUUUCUUAAGCCAAGUAACUCAGGAGACAGUCUUCAUGGCAGUAACCUUCGGGUAAUGGCAGAUUCGUCAGAGCGUAAACUGCAAUCAGAAUCUACAGCCAGUGACCUGAUCAGCUUUGGGGAAUCUUCCACUACUCCCCAAACCACAGCAGAGGAAAGUAAUACAGACACUCAGCAGAGUGACCAGGCUGAAGAAGAUGGAACCAUGAAGUCUUCUGAGACAAACAAUGCACCAAAGCGAGGAGCGUCACUGACUAGGAGUCACAGCGUAGGAGGGCCUCUACAAAACAUUGACUUAUCCCAAAGGCCUUCUCAUGGAAUUUCCACUGUCAGUCUUCCCAACAGCCUGCAAGAAGCUGUGGAUCCUUUGGAAAAGCGGCACAACCCUCCUCCUGUCUCCGUCCCCUACCUUAGUCCCCUUGUCCUACGCAAGGAGCUGGAAUCUUUGCUGGAGAAUGAGGGCGACCAUGUCAUCUACACAUCCACUUUUAUUAACCAGCAUCCUAUUAUCUUCUGGAACCUGGUUUGGUUCUUUAGACGUUUGGACCUGCCCAGCAAUUUGCCAGGGCUCAUCCUCUCAUCUGAGCACUGCAAUGGAGGGGUGCAGCUCCCGCUAUCAUCUCUAUCUCAGGACAGCAAGCUAGUCUAUAUACAACUGUUGUGGGACAACAUAAACCUUCACCAGGAGCCCGGGGAGCCCCUUUACAGCAAAUUUAGAGCCCUGGACAAUAUCAAGAAGAAGGCUUCUCCUAUCCCAUAUGAUCAACAAAGCACCAACAAUUUACUGGAAAGCAUUACGCUUAGUAUCCAGCAUAAUGACGUCCUUAGGCCUAUCAGCCUGCUCCUGCAGAAAUGCAGCACAACUGGAAAGAGGCAAAGGAGCUUGUAUAGAGAAAUACUGUACCUUUCUUUGGUGUCUCUUGGAAGAGAAAAUAUCGACAUAGAGGCCUUUGACAAUGAAUAUAGAAUCGCUUAUGAAAAGCUCCCUCUUGAGAUGCAGCAAAAAAUGCAGAAAAUUGAUCAGCCUCCAAGCAAGAAGGUGGAAUGCUGCAGGAGUAUCUUUGGAGCGCCCCUAAUAUGAAAGCAGAUGUAGUCUUUAAAGGAUUCUGGUUUGUCCCUUGGAUGGCGUAAGAGCUGUGACUUGGGCUCUGAACUUGAAGUCAUUGUAUAGACCACAAGUUGCGUUUUAUUUUAUAUCAGUCUUAUCCAUGUAUUUGGACCAGUCAUAACUAGGAGGAUAUUCAAGGAGUGUGAAGCCUUUCUUUUUUUUUUCUACGCCACCUCUCUUCUGAACAGAGUCCCAUACAGGUGUGCAACUGGUGCAGCGAUGUUCAGCAGAAGAGUUUGUGCAAUGUACUGAUUUUUCUGCAUGCAACGGGAAAUAGUCUACUGUAGAAAACAAUGAAGAACAAUAUUGUCUUUGUAAUGCAGAUAUACAUUUUUUUUUUGUUCCGGAUCUGAAUGUCACAAAGAAGGGUAUAAUUUAAGCAAUACUAUUUUAAAUAAUUUGCUAAUUGGUCCAACUGCAGGGUUUGACCAGAGCAGUGGGACUUCAAGUGAUUGGUAGAAGGCUUUUAAAGCAUUUUUAAACCAGUUGUUUACACUCCAAAAGAUACCGUGCCUUAUAUUAAGUCUGUUGGUCUUGAUACAGGUAUUUGACCAAUGCUUAAUGCAGCCUUUUAAAGGGAAAAUAUGCCUUAUUUACAGAUAGUGUUUCAUUUUACUUUUUCAUAUAACAGUUUCAUAAAAACACACAGGCUUAGGAUAUGCAAUUUAUAAUAUCUGAUCUACUCCUUUGUAUUUAUUGUGGUAUGAGUGGGACCUGCCAUACUGUUAAUUAUUUUGAAAUAAAACUAGAUUACUGUACAUAGUCUCCCAAGAAAGUGUACCAGUGGCAAGAUCACUGUUGCCUUAACCAUGUAAUAACAUGAAGCUUCUCACAAGCAGUAUCAGCAUCAAACUCUGAAAGGCAAGUCAUGCAAGGAGAAAUAUCCAUAAUUGUCUUAUUAUGAUCCUGUAACUGUUAGAAAAGCAGCUUUUUUUCAUCUGUCCCAUUCAAAUAUACCAAAGGUCCACUGUGGUAUCUUAAAAUAGUCUGUAAAUUUCUGCUCUCCACGAAAGCACAAGGUGAACUGCAGGUGACUGCAAACAUGAUUUUGGCAAUGUUGGAGACACCCUAAAUCUAAAGGUCUAACCGUAAACUCUGCCACUGCCGAUACUUUACAUGUAUGGUUAAUCUGUUCCAGACCUGUACAUCUGAGUCUGAGGCACCUUCAAGGCCUGUUCAGCUUGUGUAGCUACCGUUAAUUUGCACACCAUUCUAUUUUUAUUAUUCUGUUUAAUAUGCUGAUUGAAUUUUAGUCAAAAUCUCUAUAUUCAUUUUUGGAAUUUGUUUUUCUGAUAAAUUUAGCUUUGGCCUGGUUUCUCUGUAUGAGUAUGCAGUCAAGCUGUGAAUCACAUCAUUGACUUAGUCCUGUCUUUUAACCAAAAAACACUACAUUCUUCAUUUGGUUCUACACAAAACGAGCCACUACAAUAAUUAUAGCUAUGCAGUAAAAAGCUGAAAGCAAAUGUAAGUUCUAAUUCAGUAACUUGAAAUAUGGAAAAAAAAAAAAAAGAAAAUAUAGAGGAAUUAGUUUUAAUGCAAACAUGGUUGUUAGCCAGUAGGGCCACUAGCCCCAAUUAUUUAAAUGUUGCUAUGAAGUAAGCAAGCAAUUGUCUGAUUUUGUAGAGUAUGCUUAACCUAAACACUUGGCCAUUGAUGGACUGUCCAAGUCUGGAGGACGUUUGUAUGGUACAAGCAUUCUCUUAUAGAAUAAUGGGUGAUGUGGGAGGACCAAUCAAGGCUAGGA